AUGUCCAAGAUUUCAAAGCCCUCUGAUGAUUCGCUCGCUGAUGAUGUCACUCAAGCUGGCCCCGACUCCCAAAAGCGCAGCACCCGCGAAAUUGCCGAUGAGGUCCGCCGAAAGUAUGGAGAUCGAAUGGACGAGAUCAACCAGACCCUCAACAAACAACUCUCCCGGAUCACUGGCGGCGAGGAGAGCGCGUCCAAGGAAGCCAUCUCGUUGAGCCUCGAGUUGGCUGACACUUAUUUCGAGAUACUAAACAUCGAUGUGGAAUAUUCUUAUCGCGAAAAUAUUGAAACGCAAUUGUUUCGCCAAGCGUUUUACCGACUAAUCAACGCGCUGAGGACAGCUGCUGGGCUAAAGAGAGCGGCCUCCGGGGCGUUUGCGAAAUGGCUUCAGCAAUUUCUAUCGCAGGGAUUGGCAUUUUACAAGCGACUUAUCGGAAGUUAUGAGAAGGAAUACAAGCUGUCGAUCUCCAAAUCACUAUUUUGGAAGGGUGGAUUGCCAGCCGACGAUUUGCGAGCCGCGCAUGAUGGAAUAUUUCCAGGACAGGAAUAUACAGCCAAACAAAAGCGUAUUCUUCGAUCGCUAUCCCGUCAUUUUCUCGCGCUUGGAAACCUGAAUCGCUAUGUUGCUGGCGGGGAGGAGAAUGAUUCGUAUUCUAGAGCGAAGGCUUGCUACCUGCGAGCCGUCCAAUUCUGGCCUGAGACCGGGCACGCAUACAAUCAGCUGGCGAUUCUAUCUGUCGCCAACAAAAGACUGCUCGACGAAAUGUUUUUCUCUAUGCGAGCCCUCAGUUGCUUGCAUCCAUUCGAAGCUACUGAUGAGCGAAUGAAUCAGCGACUCAGCGAGGUGUUGUUAAAAAUUGAAGAGCACGAGGAGGCGAUGAACAAGCAGUUGGGCCGGAUCAAAAGCGAGGCCGAGAUCGCCUUCCAAAAAGAUCGCUCGGUUGAGAUCUGGGUACGAGAUGAUGGGCACGGCGAUCGAAAAGACGAGGACGAUGAGAGCGCGGAAAAUCUGUUGCAGCUCGUUCGGAACCUCCCUACCGCUACGUUAUCCGAGAGAUUCGUUCAAUACGCCCUCGCCGUCGCGACAAUGUUGCUGCAAAAGCUCAGCCUCGAGAAUUUCCUUUCGGUCUCGACUCGGAUGCUCGUACAUUUGAUUGUGGCCCUUGAACAGCCGGGGUCCCCGCUAACCGCGCUCCAACUCUCCCAAGUCACCGCGAUUUUCAUCUAUGUCUUGGUGAACUGUGAGAGCAAAUGCGCCGAAACGAUCACCGUACCGCAUCAGCUAUCCGUCCAAUUCAUCAUCACUUACCUGGGCGUCUUGCUACAACCACUAUCCGGCUGCAAUGUCCCCCAAAUCGUCAAGUGGCUCUCCGAAAACGAAGAAGCACCGCGCCCUGUUCGAGUCCCGAUGCCGUCAGUCUUUUUGCUUGCCCAAUUUUUCUCGAAUCCAAUCGGGCGUAGGAUUCUCGGAUCUUCUAAUACGCUCGAGCCACUGUCGCCGAUGCCUUUCCUCGAUGCUUGGUCCAACUUGGCGAACGCGGCAAACUUGUUCCAGGAUCGCAAGAUUCGUCGCAUUCUCUAUCCUUCAGAUUCCGGAAAAAUAGCGGUCUACAUGCCUGAGCUUUUCCUUGUCGCGUCAUUCUGCGAUGUCUUUCCCCAUCCACCUAAGAUCACCGAGGUCGCCGGCCGACAGGGAGAUGGCACGGAUCUGAUCGCUCUUCAUGCUCGGCUGGCCUCUGUGGCGCAGCUUGCACAUAUUUUUGUCGAGUUGGGUACGUCAUCCCUCGACUAUGACACGAGCAAUAAGGAGUUUUUCAUACCGACACCUGCCGCUGAGAUCGAAGAAGCGGGCCCGGGCCUUAUUCUUGAAAGAAGACGGUCCAGCGAAUCAAAGAGCACGCGUGAGCAGUUGACCAGCUACGAGCAGAAGCUACGAAAUACGUUUAUCGUCGUCAAACCGACCCAGAUUGUCCCUGACACGAACGCGUUUGUUGAUCAUCUGCAGUGGAUCGAAAAGAUAAUCAAUUCGGGGAGAUACACGCUGCUCAUCCCUACAGUUGUUAUUCAAGAACUUUCUGGACUUUCUCUGGCUGUCAAAGAAGUCACCUCGCGAACUCAAGCUCUCUACGUCAAUGCACAAGCCAAGAAAGCCGUGCGAUGGAUUGAGGGACUCUACAAGACUCGUCCCAAGAAUGUUGGCCUACUGACGAAACAGGGGGUGCGGAUCCAGUUGAUGAGCACCACCGAAGAGAAGCAGCCCUCGGAGACCUAUCAGAUCAACGACGACCUGAUCGUCGAAUCGUGCGCGUUGUUUGCUGAGGAUCUCUUUAUGCCACCCUUCAAUGCGGAAAAGUUACGUGACCAGAUACCGAAAGGGGCUCACAUCGAGAGUCGCGGCGUCGUGUUGCUCACUGACGAUCGCGGUAUGCACAUCAAAGCGUCGAUCCCGGGCUGGUCGGUUGAGCGCAACGGGAAUUUCGGCCUAUGUCGC
Molecule: messenger RNA, 2490 nt
Organism: Mesorhabditis spiculigera
Lineage: Eukaryota; Metazoa; Nematoda; Chromadorea; Rhabditida; Rhabditidae
Source: the annotation of a GenBank genome assembly